Messenger RNA from Zingiber officinale, 1438 nucleotides. Its product is annotated as WAT1-related protein At1g09380-like. Lineage: Eukaryota; Viridiplantae; Streptophyta; Magnoliopsida; Zingiberales; Zingiberaceae. The coding region runs from base 200 to 1327 and encodes 375 amino acids. The record is from RefSeq and is a predicted model, not a curated record. The transcript is spliced from 7 exons. Gene Ontology annotation, molecular function: transmembrane transporter activity. Gene Ontology annotation, cellular component: plasma membrane.
CAGCCGCGUACACAGGACGACAGAGCUGUAUCCCGUUGUCCUCGGUGCUUUUCUGUUGCAGCCCUUCUCGUCUCUGCACUCAACUUCCCCUUCCCUUCUCGAUCGGCUUCCAUUAUAUAUAUGUUAGUUUCAUUGAUAUCUUAAUUAGUUGAUUGCCUGCUAAGUUAAUUCCUCCUCUUCUAUAUCUGUCUUUCUAAAGAUGGGUGGCGAGGGCUGCAUCCUGACCUUGGCCAUGGUCGCUGUUCAGGCCGGUUACGCAGGUAUGAACGUGCUUUCCAAGCUGGCGUUGGACGACGGCAUGAGUCCUUUUGUCAUCACUGCUUACCGGCAGGUCGUCGCCACUCUCAUCCUCUUCCCCAUUGCCUUCUUCCUCGAGAGAGAAGCUUUCAAGUUGAUCACAGGCAAAGUCAUCAGCCAGAUUCUCCUCUGCUCCAUCUUUGGGGCUACAUUGAACCAAGUCCUGUACUUCCUCGGGCUUAAAUUAUCGACCCCAGCGAUAGCGUGUGCCCUCAACAACACUCUCCCUGCCAUCACCUUCAUCAUCGCAGUCCCUUUCAGAAUGGAGACGGUGGGUAUUCGAACACUCGCAGGCCAGGCCAAGGUCGCAGGAACGGUUAUAUGCGUUGGCGGUUCCAUGCUGAUGACCUUCUACAGAGGAGGCCUCAUCAGAAUGCGACCCUCUCCCAUUCACUGGAGGUACGCCGCAGAGAUGAACAGUGAGGUCGGUGCCGGCGGCCAGAACAUGGCCCUCGGUGCUGCCUUGGUCAUCGCCAGUUGCUUGGCCUGGUCGAGUUGGUUCAUCAUCCAUGCGAAGAUGAGUGAGAGCUUCUCUUCUCCCUACACCAGCUCGGCCAUGAUGUGCUUCAUGGCCGGCGUGCAGUGCCUGGUUUUGGCAGCUAUCACAGAGAGGAAAGCCUCGGCCUGGGCGAUGGGUUGGGACAUCAGGCUCGCCGCAUCCAUCUACGCUGGUUUGAUUGGCUCCGGAUUGGCCGUGUCACUCAUGUCAUGGUGCAUAGCGAGAAGAGGUCCUCUGUUCGUCUCCAUGUUUAGCCCACUAUUACUGAUCAUUGUGGCAGUCCUCGGUUGGGCGAUCCUCGAUGAGAAGCUCUACGCGGGAAGUGCAAUAGGAUCAGUGUUGAUAGUUGGAGGGCUGUAUAUGGUUCUUUGGGGGAAAAGAAGGGAGAUCAAGCAGUUGAGUGAGAAUCAGAUAGCUGAAAAAGAGGAAGUCGAGGAUGAGGAAGGAGGGAGGUUCUCUGUCAUUAGUUUGCCGGUGCUCUCCAGUACUCCACCCAAGUCUCCAAUGCCGCACAAGUACGAAGAAGAGUAGUUCAAUGAUCUAUAUAUGCAGUAUAAAACUAGAGUUCAUGCACUGCUGAUCUGUCGAACUCCCUUUGCUGUGAUAUAUGGUGUGUGGCUAGCUCUACGCUUGUAGAUCAUC